AACCGGAAGCACCUGUGUUGUCAAGCUCUAGUGGUUCAAUUCUGGCGUCUUUCCUGUGCCUAGCUUCUCGCUGCGGAUUCUGCUUUUACUGAGGUUAUCAUGGGCGAAGCCGAGAAGUUCCACUACAUCUACAGUUGUGACCUAGACAUCAACGUGCAGCUUAAGAUAGGAAGCUUGGAAGGGAAGAGAGAACAAAAGAGUUAUAAAGCUGUCCUAGAAGAUCCGAUGUUAAAAUUUUCGGGGCUGUACCAGGAGACAUGCUCUGAUCUUUAUGUUACUUGUCAAGUUUUUGCAGAAGGGAAGCCUCUGGCCUUGCCAGUGAGAACAUCUUACAAGGCAUUUAGUACAAGAUGGAACUGGAAUGAAUGGCUCAAACUGCCUGUGAAAUACCCUGACCUGCCCAGGAAUGCCCAAGUGGCCCUGACCAUAUGGGAUGUGUAUGGACCAGGGAAAGCAGUGCCUGUAGGAGGAACAACUGUUUCACUCUUUGGAAAAUAUGGCAUGUUUCGCCAAGGGAUGCAUGACUUGAAAGUAUGGCCUAAUGUAGAAGCGGAUGGAUCAGAACCCACAAAAACUCCUGGCAGAACAAGCAGUACUCUCUCAGAAGAUCAGAUGAGCCGUCUUGCCAAGCUCACCAAAGCUCAUCGACAGGGACACAUGGUGAAAGUAGAUUGGUUGGACAGAUUGACAUUUAGAGAAAUAGAAAUGAUAAAUGAGAGUGAAAAACGAAGUUCUAAUUUCAUGUAUUUGAUGGUUGAAUUUCGAUGUGUCAAGUGUGAUGAUAAGGAGUAUGGAAUUGUUUAUUAUGAAAAGGAUGGUGAUGAGUCAUCUCCAAUUUUAACAAGCUUUGAAUUAGUGAAAGUUCCUGACCCUCAGAUGUCUAUGGAGAAUUUAGUUGAGAGCAAACACCACAAGCUUGCCCGGAGUUUAAGAAGUGGACCUUCUGACCAUGAUCUCAAACCCAAUGCUGCCACGAGAGAUCAGCUAAAUAUUAUUGUGAGUUAUCCACCAACCAAACAACUUACAUAUGAAGAACAAGAUCUUGUUUGGAAGUUUAGAUAUUAUCUUACCAAUCAAGAAAAAGCUUUGACAAAAUUCUUGAAAUGUGUUAAUUGGGAUCUACCUCAGGAGGCCAAACAGGCAUUAGAACUUCUGGGAAAAUGGAAGCCAAUGGAUGUAGAAGAUUCCUUGGAACUGUUGUCUUCUCAUUACACCAAUCCAACAGUGAGGCGUUAUGCUGUGGCCCGGCUCCGACAGGCUGAUGAUGAGGAUUUGUUGAUGUACUUACUGCAGCUGGUUCAGGCUCUCAAAUAUGAAAAUUUUGAUGACAUAAAGAAUGGAUUGGAACCUACCAAAAAGGAUAGUCAGGGCUCAGUAUCAGAGAAUUUGUCGAAUUCUGGAAUAAAUUCUGCAGAAAUAGAUAGAGGCCAGCUUGUUUGGGGAAUGAGGCAAGAUCUUUGUACCUUCUUGAUAUCAAGAGCCUGCAAAAACUCAACACUGGCUAAUUAUUUAUACUGGUAUGUCAUAGUUGAAUGUGAAGAUCAAGAUACUCAGCAGAGAGAUCCAAAGACCCAUGAGAUGUACUUGAAUGUAAUGAGAAGAUUCAGCCAAGCAUUAUUAAAGGGGGAUAAGUCUGUCAGAGUUAUGCGUUCUUUGCUGGCUGCACAGCAGACAUUUGUAGAUCGGUUGGUGCAUCUAAUGAAAGCAGUCCAGCGUGAAAGUGGAAAUCGCAAGAAAAAGAAUGAGAGAUUACAGGCAUUACUUGGAGAUAACGAAAAGAUGAAUUUGUCAGAUGUGGAACUCAUCCCUUUGCCUUUAGAACCCCAGGUGAAAAUUAGAGGAAUAAUCCCAGAAACAGCUACACUAUUUAAGGUAAUUAUGAGUAUUUUAUCUUUUGAUUUAAAGCUGUUACGGAAAGAAAAUCUGGAUUUGAAAUUGACACCUUAUAAGGUAUUAGCCACGAGUACAAAACAUGGUUUCAUGCAGUUUAUCCAGUCAGUUCCUGUUGCUGAAGUUCUUGAUACUGAGGGAAGCAUUCAGGUAUCUGGAUAUUGUGUGAUUACAUAUAUACUUGGAGUCGGAGACAGGCAUCUGGAUAACCUUUUGUUAACAAAAACAGGUAAACUCUUCCACAUAGACUUUGGUUAUAUUUUGGGUCGAGAUCCAAAGCCUCUUCCUCCUCCAAUGAAGCUGAAUAAAGAAAUGGUAGAAGGAAUGGGGGGCACACAGAGUGAGCAGUACCAAGAGUUCCGGAAACAGUUUACUCGGGUUGGACUUGAAACACAGGCAGUCAGUGUUCAGGAUAAAUUUCGUCUAGACCUGUCAGAUGAAGAGGCGGUGCAUUACAUGCAGAGUUUGAUUGAUGAAAGCGUCCAUGCUCUGUUUGCUGCAGUGGUAGAACAAAUUCACAAGUUUGCCCAGCCAAGAAAAUAUAAUAAACAGUGGAGUCACCAGUACCAGUUAAUCUGAGAAAAAUGAUAAAAUGGUAUAACGUUUAUUUUUCACACUGGCCACAACCAGUCUUGAAUUUCACUGACCCCAUGUCCCAUCUUUGAUCUAUAGUCAGCACUGCUACAUAGUACCCAUUCAUCACAUGACAAGUGUUAAAGCCAUCCAAGUGGUUAAUUAUUGUAAUAGCAGCAGCAGAUAUUAGAGUGCUUAAUAAUUUUCAUC
Ictidomys tridecemlineatus (thirteen-lined ground squirrel) is the source of this 2673-nucleotide messenger RNA. The record is from RefSeq and is a predicted model, not a curated record. NCBI's taxonomy places the organism in Eukaryota, Metazoa, Chordata, Mammalia, Rodentia, Sciuridae.